This is a messenger RNA of Protopolystoma xenopodis, 360 nucleotides long. NCBI's taxonomy places the organism in Eukaryota, Metazoa, Platyhelminthes, Monogenea, Polystomatidea, Polystomatidae. The record is from the annotation of a GenBank genome assembly.
AUGGUUGGCAUGGAUUUUAUCGGCCUCUUCGACUCGAUACAGACUCCAAACCGAGUUUCAAUCGAAGACUUCGCCGAUCGAGUUAACAUAUUUACUGUGAUCCUCUUGUUGCUGUCCAGUGUGGUUGUUGCGGGCAAGCAGUAUCUGCUCAAUUCCAUCUCCUGCUACAUCCCAGUCAAGCCGACCGGAGAAAACUUUGAUAAUUAUCUCUCCGACUACUGUUGGGUGCAUGGAACCAUUCCACUGAUGUCGGAUGAGCAGAUACCGAAGACACCGGAACAAUGGCAAUUAUACGAUGAAACGAGACGGAUAAGUGAGCUUGUCGGGUUGAGUGCUUUUGCUCUGCGUUGGGAUAAUUGA